AUGCAACUUAACCGAGUACAUUUUCGCGCCAUAAUUUAUUACAACUUUCAGAGACAAUUAUCGCAACAAGAAUGCCUUGCUGAGUUACUGUCUGUUUUCGGCAACGAAGCGCCACAUCAGUCGACAAUUUUUCGUUGGUAUGGAGAAUUCAAACGUGGACGGGUGAGUCUUAGUGACGAUCCCAGGGUGGGUGCACCAAAAACGGCAGUCAUCCAGGAAAACAUCAAUGCUGUGCGCAAACUCAUCAUUGAAGAUAGACAUGUGACAUAUCGCGAGAUUGAGGCGUCCUUGAAGAUCUCAAAGUCCUCAAUUCAAAAAAAUUUACAUGAAGAAUUAGGAGUAAGAAAAUUAGUUUCUCGUUGGAUACCCCACCUGUUGACUGAAGAGCAGAAAGCAGCCAGGGUUAAUUGGUGUCAAAAAACGCUUGACCGUUUCAAUUCCGGGAACUCAGAAAAUGUGUACAGCAUUGUUAAUAGUGAUAAAUCGUGGAUUUACUGUUAUGAACCAGAAAAUAAACGACAGACGGCUGUUUGGGUGUUCCAAGGUGAAGAAAACCCAACAAAAGUCAUCCGUUCUCGAAAUGUUUCGAAAAAGAUGGUGGCGACAUUUGUGUCAAGAGCGGGUCAUAUUGCAACAAUUCCUCUUAAUGAGCAAAUAACUGUUACUGCGAAUUGGUAUACCACCAUUUGUUUGCCAAAAGUCAUCACCGAGCUUCGAAAAAUCAACCCCGAAAGAAGAAUCAUCUUCCACCAAGACAAUGCAAGCUCGCACACAGCCCAAAAAACAAGGCAGUAUUUAACGGAAGAUAACGUGGAAUUAUUGGACCAUCCUCCAUAUAGUCCCGAUAUAAAAGAAGCAGUUGAGGCAUUCAAAAAUGCCGUUUUGGAUCUGCCAGCAAACGAGUGGAAUAAGUGCUUCGAAAAUUGGUUCGAGCGCAUGCAGAUGUGUAUUAAUAUUCGUGGAGAAUACUUCGAAAAACAAUAA
Molecule: messenger RNA, 984 nt
Organism: Acanthoscelides obtectus
Lineage: Eukaryota; Metazoa; Arthropoda; Insecta; Coleoptera; Chrysomelidae
Source: the annotation of a GenBank genome assembly